Messenger RNA from Gasterosteus aculeatus aculeatus (three-spined stickleback), 1238 nucleotides. It is a transcript of the gene cldn18, whose product is annotated as claudin 18. Gene Ontology annotation, molecular function: structural molecule activity. The record is from RefSeq and is a predicted model, not a curated record. NCBI's taxonomy places the organism in Eukaryota, Metazoa, Chordata, Actinopteri, Perciformes, Gasterosteidae. Gene Ontology annotation, cellular component: bicellular tight junction; membrane.
CAAACCGCCUCCACCCAACGCCACCAUCACUACCAAGCACCACUGUGCCCGAUCUCAUUCUCUGGCCUCACCGGGCUCACGAAGCUACACUUUAAAGUAUUUAAACUCGGCAAAAACCAUCCUACACACACACACACACACAGUGCCUCUAUUAUACUGCUCAACUUCUAAAAGUGGAAGCAACGAUGGCGCCUUCAGUCCUGCAGAAUGGUGGAUUCGUUUCGGGUUUGGUCGGCGCUGCGGCCCUCAUCGCAGCGACUGCCAUGAACAAUUGGAGCGUCAAGGACCGGCAGGGGGAUGUUGUGACAUCCGUUUACACCUACAAGGGUCUGUGGCGGGACUGUGAGACCACUUCCUCCGGACUCACCGAGUGCCGCCCGCUCUACGGCCUCCUGGGCUUCUCAGGUGUGUUCCAGGCCGUGCGAGCCCUGAUGAUCGUGGGCGUGGUGCUGGCCGUCCUGGCAGCGGUGAUAUCAGUUUUCUCCCUGACCUGCCUCACUAUGAACAGCAUGGCAGACACCACCAAGGCCAAGAUGAGCCUGACCGCCGGCAUCAUGUUCAUCAUCGGCGGUGUGUGUGGCAUCGCAGGAGCUUCUAUCUACGCCAAUCAGAUCGUAGCCAGUUUCAGGAUGUCCAACAACCUGAACUACGGAGGAGGAGGAGGAGGAUUCGGGGGCAACAUGCAGGGAGGGCUGGGAGGAGAAAUGGGUGGAGGGAUGCCCAGGUACACAUUUGGCCCUGCACUGUUCGUGGCCUGGAUAGGAGGGGGCGUCCUGCUCAUUGGGGGUGUCCUCAAGUCACUGGCUUUCAGGGGGAUGCUGAAAGAGGAUAAAUCCCAUUACCCGGGGGUCGUUUACAAACCUCAGUCCCGCACCAGGACCGAUCAGCAUUCAGAGGACGGCAAGAAAGACAAGAAUUACGUGUAACUUCAACGCACAGCUGUGUGUACAAUUUGUUUGCUAAGGUGCGUGCGGUUAGAUGUUCACGUGCAGCGUUGUUUCUUGCUUCAGUUGCCUCGUGAUGAGAGUUAACAUUCUCACAUUGUAUCAGGAGUCCAACAUGUGUACUCACAUGCUCAUUUCCAUGGUUACCAGAUUUACAUAAAUCCUGUAAUUGAAGCUUUUUUUAUUUUUUACUUGAGUUGAAUCAUUAAAUUAUGUUAUUAAAAUACUAAUUUGUGAAACAGUUGGUUUGAAUUAUUAGAAUAUAACCAAUCAAUAAACAAAGCUCAUAAUUAA